Eleginops maclovinus (Patagonian blennie) is the source of this 5498-nucleotide messenger RNA. It is a transcript of the gene whrna, whose product is annotated as whirlin a. Bases 805 to 3804 code for a protein of 999 amino acids. Lineage: Eukaryota; Metazoa; Chordata; Actinopteri; Perciformes; Eleginopidae. Gene Ontology annotation, molecular function: protein binding. Gene Ontology annotation, biological process: auditory receptor cell stereocilium organization; sensory perception of sound. The record is from RefSeq and is a predicted model, not a curated record. The transcript has 13 exons. Gene Ontology annotation, cellular component: stereocilium tip; stereocilia ankle link complex; cilium.
GACACGGAGCAGCUGGUCAUCUCGUCACCGCAGCGGUACGAAACAUUAAAAACUAAAACAACGACUGAAACACGUCUUUCUCUCCGUGUAACUCUGCUGGAAAUAUAUUUCUGUAAACUUCACGUCGUUUGGAACUAUAACCGAAGACAGGUGCGGGAGGUUUGUACUCCUCGGGACGCUGAGCACGAGCACGAAAAUAACUUUUUUUUCUUCUUCUUCUUUGAGGGGAUAGUUUUUCUUCCCGAGUUGCUAGCAAAACAGAGAACGAAGCAGCCUACAACUCGUUUUAAGUCCUCGUAAUGUUGUUUUAUUCCGCCUCGUGGAGCUGCUGACGGUGAGACACCAGAGAAGCCGCGGCUCGGUGGCCACCUGACCUGCUGGAAAAUUAGACCUUAGCUAAUGACAGCAGGCUGGAUCUUACUGCUGCUCAUUACUAAGCUCUGCGAGGAGCGGGACGGGGUUUCCGAGAAGCUGUUGCAUGUCCAGUCCUGACGCAGGUGAAGUUUUCAGAAUCCAAUUAAUGAUUUAUAAAUUAUGGUAAGUGCUAAUUAAUUUGUGUCAGCUGUGAAAUUUAAUUAGCUGGACUAAAUUGCCCGUAGAAGUUGCCCAUUUCAUCGCCUCACUUAGCAAAUCGCUAUUAAUCAGCGGAUCAUCUGUCAGAGGCGGGCAGCAUGGAUAUGACCCGACUGCCCGUCCUCCAGCGGUCGUGAUGCCAAGCGCCGGUGUAACCCCGCGCUGCGAGCCCGUAAUGCGUGCUCUCUAACCCGCACCAGUGUGGCGCCGUGUCCCGGUCAGCCCGCCAGGAUGAGCAGCACCGACCUGGAGCGCAUGUCGCUCAGUUCCUCCGCCAACUCGGUGGCUUCCAGCGCCCGGACGCUGUCAGCCAACGUGAGGAAGCUGCACAACGCGCUCAACCUCCUGCUCAACGACUUUGAGAGGGAGCAGUUCAUACACUGCCUCAACGUGUACCACUCCAAACGCAACGUGUACGACCUGGUCCAGACUCUCAACGUUAUCCUCAACGCGCCCAGCAAGCGGCAACUUCUGCCCAUGCUGCGGUUGGUCAUCCCCCGCUCCGACCAGCUCCUCUUCGAGCAGUACACCUCGGAGGGCCUCUACUUAAAAUCGGAUUUAGUUGCGAGCAAUGGCAAUGCCGAACCCCCACCGGGCGACUUCCCCAGUGCCAGCCCUAUUCCCCCGGGGCAUUUCUCACCAAACAACCCGCCUGAGUUUCAGGUGGCGUUGCGUGGCUCGCCGGACAGCUUCAGCACCAGCAGCGAAGGGACAGCUCCCCUGGUGCCUCUGCUCGGGAGGAACUUUGUCCACGAGCCGCCGGGAGAGAUCCGGCAGGUCACCAUGAAGAGACACAAGAGCAACGAAGGCCUGGGCUUCAGCAUCCGUGGAGGCUCGGAGCACGGGGUCGGGAUCUACGUGUCCCUGGUGGAGCCGGGGAGCCUGGCAGAGAAAGAGGGUCUUCGAAUCGGUGACCAGAUCAUGAAAGUCAACGACAAAGUCUUCGACAAAGUCACCCAUGCUGAAGCUGUAAAGGUGCUGAAGGGGAAUAAAAAGCUCAGCCUCUCCGUGCGAUCAGUCGGGCGGAUUCCGGGCGGCUACGUCACCAACCACGUUUAUACCUGGGUGGACCCCCAGGGCCGGAGUGUGUCCCCUCCUCCUGACCUGACGGAGCAUCGGAGCGCCACCCUGAGGAGAACGGACAGCCAGCGGCGCAGCAACAUGCAGCUCCUGCAGGAUGGGGACGAGAAGAAGGUCAACUUGGUGUUGGACGACGGCCGGUCUCUGGGUCUAAUGAUCCGGGGGGGAGCAGAAUAUGCACUGGGUAUUUACAUCACGGGCGUGGACCAGGGAUCAGCAGCAGAGUGUGGAGGACUCAAGUCUCUGCACGGACCACUUUGCUCAGCCCCCCCUACCAUGCCUACGUGUUCCCUCCCUUCCCUGCAGGUCGGAGAUCAGAUCUUGGAGGUGAACGGGCGCAGCUUCCUGAGCAUCCCGCACGACGAGGCCGUCAGGGUCCUGAAGUCGUCACGGCACCUGAUGAUGACGGUGAAGGACGUGGGACGCUUGCCGCACGCCAGGACGGUGGUGGGGGAGACCAAGUGGAUCGCCAGCUCGCAGAUCGGAGAGUGCUCGGCCAACAGCAGCAUGGCAGGCUUCUCGGUGGACAAAGGAGCCUCGGCAGCCGGAAAGCCUGGUUUUUAUAAAGGCGUGGCCGGCUCACAGGUGACCCUCUCCAGCCUGGUGAACCAGACGCGGGCCAUGCUGGAGGAGCAGGCGCGCCACCUGCUGACGGAGGUGGAGCGGCAGACCAUGGGCUACUACGUGGAGGAGUACAGGGAAGGGCACAUCGGGGUGGAGCAGCUGGUCGUGGCGCUGUUCGAGCUGCUCAACACGCAUGCCAAGUUCUCUCUGCUGUCUGAAGUGCGAGGCCUGGUCACCCCUCAGGACCUGGAGCACUUUGACGCGCUGGUGCUGAGACGAGAAAUUCAGGCUCUUAAAGCUCGACAGGGGCCAGCCGGAGCCACGGCACUGCAGCAAGACUCCCUGUCCAUGGUGUCGUACCCAGACACUCUGACCUCAUCUUCAGCCAGCUUCAUGACCAACACCACCCUCAGCUCUGCACGGGAAAGGCUGCUCUGGCUGAUAGAUAUGAUGGAGAACGACAGCGCGGUGGAUAGUAAUAAGGCGGGUCCCCCGGAGAGCCUCAACACGCUUCUGGCCGACAUCUCUCUGGACGACGUACAGUCCACCACAGCUGAAUCCCCCCCCUCCUUCAAGCCUCCGCCCCCACCAGGGGUGCAGAGGCGGCCAACUAGACGAGAUCCGGUCAACAAAUGCCCCUCGUCCGAAUCCUCCCACUCAGGCCUGUACUUCACAGCCCCGUCCUCUCACCAGCACAGCAGAGAGCCAGGACACGCCCCCGCCUCACCCUCACUGCACCACAAACGGGAGCACCCCAAGGACCCGCCCCGGGACUACGCAGUCGUUAAAAAGAGAGAACCCACGGUACCUUCCAGGAAGGAACAGAUAGCUGCUGCUCAGUUGUCUAAGGUCACACAGCAUAACAUUGGCCCUUUCCCCAGGGUCUUGUCCCCCAGCAGGGGCACCAAACCCGCCGCCCCGUCCCCUUCACCUCCACCUCCACCUCCACUCCCAGCACCUCCGCCACCCCCUUUUCUCCCUUUUAAACCAGUGUCCAUGUCCAAAGCCUCCCCUUCCUCUCCGUGCUCGAAGCAGCAGUUUGUCACGGUGGAGGUUCACAGGCCAAACGCUGAGCCCGACGUCAACGAGGUGCGGCCGCUGCCCCAAACCAGAGGUGGCGCUCUGUCUCAGCUGUCGGACAGCGGCCAGACCCUCAGUGAGGACAGCGGGGUGGACAUAGCUGAGUCAGGACACAUCUGCAAGGACAGCAAAACCCACUCCUCACACACACGCCACCCCCGAGACACCCAGGGGGGCGGGGGGGACCACCCUUCCAAACCGCCGGGGCUGCUGGAGCCCACCUCCACGCUGGUGAGGGUGGCAAAGAGCGCCAGCACUCUGGGGAUCGCCAUUGAAGGCGGAGCCAACACGCGCCAGCCGAUGCCACGCAUUGUCACAAUACAGAGAGGAGGUUCAGCUCACAACUGCGGCCAGCUGAAGGUGGGUCAGGUGAUCCUGGAGGUAAACGGGGCCACCAUGAGGGGCCGCGAGCACAGGGACGCCGCACGCCUCAUCGCAGAGGCCUUCAAGACCAAAGAGAGGGACUACGUGGACUUCCUGGUGACGGAUUUUAACGUGGCGCUAUAGCUGAGUGGUGGAGGAGGAGGGCGGCACCGAGAAAAGGAGACGGGAAGAAAUGUUCUAUUGUUUUAAAUGGCACAACUCUUUUAAGCAGACACCAAGGAACCGACUGAUCUCUGAGCCCUUCAGUCUGGUUACGUGAUUUUUCAUUUUUCAAUUCCUCCGCCGUGGACUUCAGGAUUCUCCUCAACGUGUUACCUCCCCACUGUGAGACCUUAUGCACUAAAACGGAAAGUAGUGAACCCUUUUUCUUUUAUCUCCGUGUGAAAACUUGUGGAUUUUACAACCGUUGAAACCUACCGGGACUUCUUGUAGCAAUCCCUCGCCCUAUGUUCAUUUUAUUAUUAUCAUUAUUAUUUAUUUGAUCCCUUCUACCCCAGAGACAACCGCACAUCUAAGACUGAUCCACACUCGACUUUACAAGCCUGGGUUUGUAAAUGUAAAAAUGAACAAAUGUAGAUACAGAUGCCUAUAUAUAUACUGUACACUUAAAGAUACUCCUAUAUGAAUUAUAAACCCGUAACCUCCGGUGCGUCAUCAGCAUAUAGUGAUAUAUUUAAAGAUGAUGAUGAGUCAGGCCAUCCUGCUGACCCUACAUAUUUUCUAGUGAUGCUACCUGCCUGUCUGCAUAUAAACACCCUUUCACAAUAAGACAAAUUAUAUGUCACGCUAACAGAAAUACACAUUACAUGCUUUAAUCAGACUUAAAAGGACAUGUAUGAGGGAGGGGCUCUUCCUGUUUUGUUCCACUUCCUCCAUGUUUAUCUGUAUUUUUUCAAACCAUGUCAACACUUAAACGGCUGAAUUAUUAAUUCUGUGAAAGCAACAUAAACAAUCAAGGCUUCAUUUUUUUGUACUUUACUGGCAAACGAGGCAGUUCUGACUCCUGAACUGUUGCCACGUUUCCUCGUACACACUUACACACAAGGUUGUUCAGAGUCAUUUACUCCACGCAGCAAUUUGGAAAAGCUUAGUUUUCAUUUUUCCCAAAACGCUGCGUCUGAGAUUUAUUCUCACACAUUUAUGAAUAAAACCCCUCCGUUUGUUCCCUCAGCUUUGCUCCUGCUACUCUGAAUAACAAUUGCUAAUGUUUCUUUUGUUUUUUACAUAGUUUUAAUUAUAUUCACCCUGGUGGGGGGGGGGGGCUUGCUGCAGCCAUGCUCAUUGAAGCAAUUAAGCCCAAGAGGGGGGAGUGAUGAGACAUUUAGAGGACGACGACACUGCCAAAGAUUUGAGUAGCACUCCUCUAGACAUGUUCACACACACACAUUUCAUCCGCUCAUAGGAAAGCAAUUAGGAGAUAAGCAAUCAGUUUGAGGGAGAGACCGAGAGGGAGAGAGAGUACAAGAGAGGCAAAAGUAACAUGCGAGACGUGAUUGUUGUCGUGAUGAUUUCCCUUCCUCUCAGGAAGAGUGCAGGCGUGGAGAGGAUGCAGAGCAAACAUCCUCCCGUGUGUCACUCCAGAGUGGCAUCAGGCUGCAGGUGUGAACAUGAAGUUGUUAGAAUAAUUCAUCUUAAGUGUUCUGAGCGUGUGUGUGUGUGUGUGUGUGUGUGUGUGUGUGUGUGUGUGUGUGUGUGUGUGUGUAUGUGUGUGUGUGUGUGUGUGUGUGUGUGUGUGUGUGUGUGUGUGUGUGUGUGUGUGUGUGUGUGUGUGUGUGUGUGUGUGUGUGUGUGUGUGUGUGUGUGUGUGUGUGUGUGUG